UUUGACAUUGCGUUGUUUUCAUUUUAAACCAUGUUUUCAACCCACAAAAUUACUGCAAAUGGAAAUACUAUUUACAGAUGUUUAACAUACAUAGAGGACUUCUGUUAUGUAAAUGUUUUCUGUAAAAUAUUUUAGUAAUCCCUGGAGGAAUGUUACGUCUACGUUCAGAAAGCAAGUAGAUCAUUCUGGGAUCUUGAGCCAUUUCUGUGCCGCUGCUGAGGAAUCAGCCAAACACCCGAGCAAGAAACACAAAGAAACGCCUAAUAAACAGCUUAAAAGAGAAAGAGCUCCAUGCCAGCUGAUGUUGAAGCACUUUGAUCGGCAAUACAGUUGUGAACUUGGAAAUUUGUGGACAUCAGCAAGGGAAGUCCUUUUGAACCCUCACUCCUGGCAAUAUGGCGUCAUGCUCAACAGAUUCACAGCUGUGUCAAAUGUCACUCAAAGUCUAAAAUCUCAGGGAUUUUUCAGCAUCCUGCUACAGACAGAGGCCUCAUCAUUGCUGUGUGAUAAACCUACGGAGUCUUGUUUGAAACAGCCUCGGGAAAGUGGCUCAGUGCUGUCGGCUGAGUGCCUCUCUGAUGACUCUAAUCUUCAGUCUGACUGCGAAUCUCAGUGUCUGCAAUCAGAGCCAUCUCAAAGUCCUUUACUACAAUGUUACAUCCAUUCGCAUCCUCUGAGAUUUCCCUCACAAGCCCACAGACACGGCUGUUUAAAGCAGUAUUACCUUCUGAAUGCUGCCUCUCUCCUCCCAGUGCUGGCAUUGCAAGUUAAAGAUGGGGAGAAAAUUUUGGAUUUGUGUUCAGCUCCUGGAGGCAAAGCUAUAGCCAUAAUGCAGAGCUGCAACCCAGAUCUUCUCUGCUGUAAUGAACCUGAUCCGCAUAGACGGGAGUGGCUGGCCAAAACCAUGGAGUCUUUUCUCCCUCCCUCACUAAACAGCUGUGUGACUGUGUCUGCACAAGAUGGCCGUUAUUUUGGCCAAAGUGAACCGUCCAAAUAUGACAAGGUUUUAGUUGAUGUGCCGUGCUCCAAUGACAGAAGUUGGCUCUAUUCUCCAGGUGGCCUGCAAAGAUUAAGAGAAAGGGCGAUGCUACCAGCACUUCAAACUCAGCUUCUAAAGUCUGCGCUGUCAGCUGUGCGUCCAGGGGGCACUGUGGUCUAUUCAACCUGCACUCUAUCCCGCUCGGAAAACUGCGCUGUGGUGGAGGCAGUGCUCAGGAGCUGUCCUGAAGCUGAACCCGAAGACCUGUGGGAGGAGCUUGCUGUUCCUUUUUCUGAACACUUUUGCUUUCAAUGUGGUCAGGCAUCUCCUCUUCAGUGUGGCACAAUGCACCCCCCUGACUCCAGACUAGGCAUUUUAGUGGUGCCACAUCCUGGAAAGACCUGGGGACCUAUGUUUCUGUCUCGCAUUCGAAGAAAGGUGUGAUAUUUAUUUAUGUAAACUUGAAUCCUUUUCGUGGAUUGACAUAUUUAUAAAAAUCUUCCUUACUGACUUAGAUCCACUCGCAACCCUAUUUUUACAUUUUAUAUAUAGUUGACUGUUCAUCUGAAUCUUCCACUGUAGUGUUUCCAGCUAUGCUUUUCUAUCAAAUUUUUUUCAGUUUCAAAACAACUCUUAAAAUUCUACCAGUUUUACUGUGAAAAAGCACAACAAAACAGCUGCUCAGAUCAUCUUUUUUUUUUUUUUUUUUUUUUAAACAUGACUGUCACGUUUGCAGAGACUAGGAGUUUGAAAUUGCUGCUCCUGUUGUUAGUUUUGCCUGAAAAUGCAGCUUGACGUUGCCUUUUUCAUUAACUUGUUUAUUAACACCCUGAACAAUGUUUUUUCUAUUAUUAUGUACUAUUCAUCUUAUUCAGAAAGUUGCCAUGGGUGCCGUCAUUGUCAGUGUCCCUUUUGUUGACUGUGUGAUUUGGCAUAGGGCUGCCGAUCUCAACAGCAAAUUUUAUACAGACUACAAAGCCGUUAUCUUGCUACCCAGAGAAAAGGUGCAUUGUUGAUAUGUUGGUACACAUGAAAACCUACUUUAUACAAUAUUUAAGCAUCAGGAUAUAUUUUUUGGCAGCAAGACUUUCUCUAGUUCUCUAUUUAAAUGAAUGGAAUUCCAGCUAAAGUGGAAAUGUCAAGACAAAAGGCAGUGUGGGUCAGUAGUAAGUAAAAGCGGGUGGAGCAGAAUUUAUAACAUGGGAAAAGUUUUGACAUCUCUAUCAAUAACUGCAUUUACUACAACUAAUAAUAAUAAUGCAUCAAUUUUAUAUAGUGCUUUUCUGGACAGGCAAAGAUGCUUUACAGAGCAUUAUUUAUUCACUCCACUGGGUGAUAGUAAGCUACUAUUGUAGCCACAGCUGCCCUGGGGCAGACUGACCACCAUCACUCUCACACACACCACUUUCAUCUGAGGCAAUGUGGGUGAAUGUCUUGCCCAAGGACACAGUGAUUGAUGCCCCAAUGCUGCUAUUACUACAAUUACAGUUUACAGAAAUCAGCAAAAAAUCAUAAUGGGUGAAGAUGAUUUAAAAUGUAUCAUUAUAAGGUUUGAUAUGUUACAAAAUUUAUUUAUGUAAAUGUCCUUAUUAUUUUCUUAUAGAAAUAACUGAUGAAAAUUUCUCUCUAGUCAUUCAUAACAAGUUACAGAUUUGUCUUUGACCAGUAUUACAAAGUUCCAUCGCAGUCUCAUUAUAAUAAAAUGUAAUGAUCCUAUAUAUUCAAUAACGAGUCUGUCACACACUCUGCCUUAUUAAAGUAUAAGUGCUAGAGUAUUACAAUGAGUGAGAUCCGUCAGUCUGAGAGAUGACUUUUAUAAUCAUUUUUGUGAAAGUGUCUCUACUUUGACUCAGUCACAGUUCCUCCAGGAGCUCCUAUCUCCACUUAAUUUAAUAUUACUGUGUGCUUGAAGUAAUCUUCCUGCUGCCAUCAUACCCAGAUGAGCUGUUCUCUGUGAAUCAUGCUCUACAAGUGGAUAUUAUGUGGUCUAUGAAAGUUGUUCACAAUAGUUUAAUGUAAUAGCACCUGCUUUUGGGAAUGCCAACUUGCCACAUCUCUUGUGGAUGAUUUGACAAACUGUAUGUAUCUCCAUAAUAUAGGGACGGGACAAGAUUCUCGUGACUUUUUUUUCCCUAUGUGUUUACUUUUGGCCCUAAUAAAAAAUAAUUUAAGACUA
Messenger RNA from Boleophthalmus pectinirostris (great blue-spotted mudskipper), 3155 nucleotides. It is a transcript of the gene nsun3, whose product is annotated as NOP2/Sun RNA methyltransferase 3. Gene Ontology annotation, cellular component: mitochondrial large ribosomal subunit. Lineage: Eukaryota; Metazoa; Chordata; Actinopteri; Gobiiformes; Gobiidae. Gene Ontology annotation, molecular function: methyltransferase activity. The transcript is spliced from 6 exons. Bases 113 to 1423 code for a protein of 436 amino acids. Gene Ontology annotation, biological process: rRNA methylation. The record is from RefSeq and is a predicted model, not a curated record.